AUGCUGCUUGCCCAAAAGGGUGGGAAUCUUGUCGUGGCCCAUGGGAAUUUAGCGCCCAUGACUGGGGUCGCACGCGAUGAAAAGGAGGUCCCUGUGCUGUUAUGCCGCCUUGCGUACGCCUACCAUGGCCCCACCAAAGCUCUAGAUACAGCUAAGGGGAUAUCUCAACGAUUCCCCGAAGGCCAGAGGGCCCUCAUAGUGAAGAAGACAUUGGCUAAGGCGGGCAUGUGUCGAGUCAGAGGGGAAUCCUGGGAUACCAACAGGACAGAGAGUUACCCCUUUUUUGGACGCGAGUAUCGAACAAAAAGCAAGCCCACCGACAUCACUGAGCAGUCUCCAACGAGCUUCCAAGAGGGCCUUGAGCAGAGACACGCCGAGUUUGUCAACAAGGACAAAAGCGACUGUAUAAUUCGAUGGCGGGAAAAAGUCAAACAGCAGUGCGGGUCGGAAGCUGCUUUCCAUCACACGGAUGUCGCGAGCAUGGGAGAUCCAGAGUUGAUUGGCCCUAAUGGGACGCACCCGCAAACCAGCAAAGUGGACGUCAAAGGGGAUUCGACUUAG
Histoplasma capsulatum G186AR is the source of this 561-nucleotide messenger RNA. RefSeq lists its product as uncharacterized. NCBI's taxonomy places the organism in Eukaryota, Fungi, Ascomycota, Eurotiomycetes, Onygenales, Ajellomycetaceae. The coding region runs from base 1 to 561 and encodes 186 amino acids. The record is from RefSeq and is a predicted model, not a curated record. The transcript is spliced from 5 exons.